Pyricularia oryzae 70-15 is the source of this 3286-nucleotide messenger RNA. Its product is annotated as forkhead box protein J2. Lineage: Eukaryota; Fungi; Ascomycota; Sordariomycetes; Magnaporthales; Pyriculariaceae. The transcript is spliced from 3 exons. Gene Ontology annotation, molecular function: RNA polymerase II cis-regulatory region sequence-specific DNA binding; DNA-binding transcription factor activity, RNA polymerase II-specific; protein binding. The record is from RefSeq and is a predicted model, not a curated record. Bases 505 to 2742 code for a protein of 745 amino acids. Gene Ontology annotation, biological process: regulation of transcription by RNA polymerase II.
CUAGAACCAUAACCCAGCACUAGCUAGGGAAGUACCCAAAGAAAGACCCGUCGCCUCUCAACUCAAAGUGAGGGUCUGGGUGUCUGACGCGACCGAGUUUGCUUAAUCGUGGUCAAUUAAACAAAAAACUCACCCGCGCAACGAACUCUCCCUCAACCGUUCCCAAUCCAACCCCUUCCCAGCCUCAAUCCGCCCUCUGCAGACAGCAACCGCACCUCCAUAUCUUGAUCAAACUGUGCGCGAUUUUGCAGGCAAGCAGGGUUAUUUGUCUUCAUUGAAUGUUUCCUCGGCGUAUCGAUGCCCUUGGUAUCGAAAUAGAUAUCGAAAUCUGCACAUCCCUCCAUCCCUACAUCCCCCUGUCACACCCUUCACCUUCUAAACGGCCUGGGCCCCAUCGCAUCUUUCGCUUGUGAAAAAAGUGCCCGCGCCUGGUCGCAUGCGCAUAUUUUCCAUUGCGAAGUCAUAAAACAGAGUUGUGCGACAACUCGAAACCACACGCCCAUUAUGUCGCCGUCGAAGCGAUCCUCGGUCAAACGGGGUGCGAUAAAGCGCGAGGCUACUGCCGACCACACCGACGACAUGUCGCCGACGCGGCCUGCCAAGAAGCGCAGGAGACAAGCUCCCGCCGGCUCUGAUGCCUCCGGUCUCAAGCUUACUACCGCAGAUGAACACUCGUCCGAGCCCGACCUUGCCGAGGAGCCCGACUCGAGCGCCCUGGCCGACACAUCCGGCAUCGACCUCCACGACGCCACCGAAGUUGCGAACCGCGUCUCGAGCUGCCUGAAGCUGCCCCAGAAGCCCAAGGAGUCCCUUCGGGUGAGCAUAGACCACGCAAACUCUUCGCAACACUACGUCACGCGCAGCGUCAAGGCCUUUGCGCAGAUUCUCGGCCACGACUGGACCUACUUUGUCACCCACACCACCAUCAACAUCGGCCGCGUCCCGUCAGAUCAUUCGAUCAAGCAGCCGCCAGAGGACAGCGAAGACCACGUUCACAUCGACCUGGGGCCGACCAAGACGUACUCACGGCUGACCGCGCGCAUCCGGUUCGAAAACUCGUGGACCUUGGAGGUCAAGGCCAAGAGCGGCAUAUUGUUGGACGAUGUAUUCCUGGGACCUGGAAGCAUGGUAGAUCUCACGAGCGGCAGGGUGAUCAGCGUUGGUGACGUCGAGAUGAUCUUUAUAUUACCGCUUGAGAGCGCCCCUCUGCGCAUACAUCCAACGUAUCUAGAACGCGCUGGCCUGGGUGGCAACGAGUUUGCGCUCCCAGUAGGGGCGGAAGGGAAGCAAGAGGUUUUAGAGGACUCUCUUCAUGCAACCUCGACUACGAACCUGCCCAGGCCUUCGAGCAGUCGUGUCCCGCUCCCGCGGGGACAGCCCCAGCCCCAGCCCCAGCCCCAGCCGCAGGCCAUCGCACCUGCACCUCCUGACUAUAGGCGUCCUGGUACGCCGCCAUCAGUUCGGAGUCGGGCCGGUGGCCGUGGGCCAAAGUCUUCACCGUCCAAGGAAGCCGGCACCUUGUUGAUGCACCCCAGUGAUGUUGAUCUGGCAGCGGACGAGAAUCAGCACAUCAAACCGCAAUAUAGCUAUGCGCAGCUCAUCACCCAAGCAAUCAUGAACACGCCAGAUGGAAAGCUCAACUUGAGCGGCAUUUACAACUUCAUCACACAAAACUAUUCGUACUACAGGAGUCAAUCCAGUGCGGGCUGGCAGAACAGCAUCAGGCACAACCUAUCACUGAACAAAGCUUUCGAAAAGAUUGCGAGGUCUACCGAUGAGCCAGGCAAGGGAAUGAAAUGGACACUAGUAUCAGAGGCCAGGGAAGAAAUGAUCAAGAACGCCUUCAAGGGCGGAAGGGGUGGUCAUCGGGGCUCUUCAAAUCCUUCUUCUCCCAGUCAGCUGAACUAUGUCAACCAAGGGCCCAGAGAAAUGGCGGCUAGGGACGGCGCACCAUCAGCAAGGAAACGAAGGGUCUCUCCAUCCGGCUCGCCACAACCCCGCUCAGCACUACGAGACCUCCAGACCCCGAUCCGUGGAAGCUCCCGACGGCUACUACCCGACGAACCAGGCAUGGGCGGAGACGGCAGCCCGCUGCCGCGCAUCCGUGCGCUUGGUACGCCCAAGCUGCUCCCACCCCACAUGCCCUCGCGAGCAUUGUCCAUCCCCAAAUCGCACACGGACGUUUCAGACGUUGCGACUGACGACGACCACGUCCCGCGCUCGCCCACCCUGACGAGCUCCUACGGCCAGGACGAGAGUGGGCUCUCGUUCGUCACACCCGCGCCUCACCGCGUCAACCUGAGACUGGCCCCUCCGAGCACGGCCCAGCGUCCGAGCCAGCACAUGCCCACAAGCUCGCCAGCGCCCUUUUGGAGGUAUGCGGACAUCGGAAGCACGCCGAUGCGUCCCGGUGCCCUGGACUUUAGCCCCUCGAGGAACCGCCUCGACCCCGUCCCGCAGAGCAGCAGCCCGCCGAACAAGUCUCCAGACCAGAGUCCCACGCGCAGGGCGAGGCCGUCGUCUAGGGAUCAUAUCAAGGAGGAGCAGAGGGAGGAUCCGGAGCCGCUCGAGCCUGUCAAUGGCAAGCGGCCGGGGUCCGGGCAGGCGUUGCCCCCUGACAAUGACGAAGACGACGAAGCGGAUGGCGGCUUCGAUCUCACUAAGGGAUUCCAAAGUAUCGGGUCGUACCACGCUCCCGUGGGCCUCGGCUUCCAAGUUCUUCCUGCAUCUGGAAACAGGUAGACCAUUGUUCUUUUUCUCUUCCUCUUGAAAAAGAAACCAAGAAGAGAAAAGAAACCAAAAGAAAAAGAAAAAAACCGUUGCACAACCUCUGCUAACACUGGUGAUUUUCGCGGCUUAUUUUUUGUUGUGUUGUUCAUUAUUGUCUCGGUUGUAGUUUUUGUCUUGGUCAUUUUCUUUUCUUCCUUGCUGCCUUGGGUCUCUUUUUUUUUUUUGCAACGUCACCAACUAACUAUACUGCAAAGCCAGACACUCAGCAUGGGGUUUCUAUUUGCUUCUUUUUUCAGGGUGGCUUUUGCUUGGCUGCAUGCGUGAGGCGUUUUUUUUUCUUUGGCCAUGUACAAAAUUUCCCAUCUUAUCUUGCAAGAGAUCACGCCAUCUACGUCUAUCUCCCGGCAUGUUGGGCUUGUUUGAAAGCUAGCUAUUCAUUGAGAGCAGCACCCUUCUGAGGAUUGUGAAAUCCAACUGAUCGGCUCCUCCCAUGUCGGCACCAUCAUAGCAUCAAAUACGUCGAAUAUAAUCAUUAAUUGAAAAUGUGCGAAUGAAC